Molecule: messenger RNA, 3426 nt
Organism: Exophiala dermatitidis NIH/UT8656
Lineage: Eukaryota; Fungi; Ascomycota; Eurotiomycetes; Chaetothyriales; Herpotrichiellaceae
Exons: 1
Coding region: 1-3426 (1141 amino acids)
Biological process (GO): regulation of mitotic cell cycle; mitotic spindle organization
Cellular component (GO): mitotic spindle
Molecular function (GO): protein binding
Source: RefSeq, a predicted model, not a curated record
AUGGCUUCUCAUUCGUACAGCCUCCGAAGCAGGUUGAAUUCUCAAACCCCCUCCUUACGCACAACACCCACCGGUUCCCCCGUCAUCCCCAAGCUCGGGGUUGGGUCUCCUCGCAAACCACGAUCUUCUGAUAUAGCCCUGCAAUUACAGAAAGUGAUCGGCACCACCACAACCAGUCCAAGUGGACUCGCAUGUUGUCCAUCAACUGAAACAUAUGCUUACUGCGCAGGCGCUGUUGCAGUGUUGGCAAAAGUGGGCUCAGACCAGAAACUUUCGCACCGAUACUACAAGGCCCGCCCAACGGCGCCAUCUAUAAACCCGCCCACUUCCCAUUAUGAAGGCUCUCCAGCCGCCUCGCCGUCCCGGAGAAGGACCAGCUUCGCACCGUCAAGGGGGUCCGAAGAUUACAAUGGCGGUUCGUUCGGGCGUGACUGGAUGGAAGAGUCAGGAGGGCAGACGUGGACCGCAAGGGAACGGAUAAAAUCUACAUCCUGUGUUGCGUUGGAUUCGGAUGGCCGAUGGCUUGCGGUAGGAGAAUCUGGGUACAAUCCCCGUGUCCUGCUGUAUUCUACUGCCGAGGACGCGUCAGGCGAGAUCCCGACCUCGGUGGUGACGGAUCACACACAUGGCGUCCGCUGCAUAGCUUUCAGCGCUGACAUGAGAUAUCUGGCUACACUGGGAAAUCUGAAUGACGGCUUCCUAUUCAUAUGGUCGCUUAACUCGAGGACGGGCCAAUUGAGUCUGCAUUCCGCCAACAAGUGCACCACUAAUAUCUGUGACAUGACGUGGUGCGGCGACAAUCUGAUUACCGUUGGGACAAGGCAUGUCAAAGUUUGGCACAUCAAAGAUUCGGCGAAGCAACCCUCCCCUAGGAAGUCGAAGUAUAGACCGUCAGAGAUUUUUACUUCGAGUCCUGGACCUACACCCUUGCAGGGCCGCAACUGUCUGUUGGGCCCCAUGGUGGACUCGACAUUUACAUGCGUAACCCCAGUUGAUGAGAAUCUUGUUGUUUUGGGAACUGAGACUGGGCAUUUGUGCUUGGUCGACAUCUCUCGAGGAACACUUGAACUGCAGAUGCUCAAGAAGACACAGUUUUCCAUCACCUCGAUCGCUUUUCUGGCUGCCACAAACCAAGUCUUGAUGGGUACCUCUGAAGGCUUGCAUAUCGAAGAACUUGGGGGGUUACACAAAAACGACGACGAAAUUCCCGGCACACACAACCCACUUCGGAUACCUCGUCGAUCAUCAUCAAUUCGCCGCUCUUUGGGGGUUGCUCAGCAAGCAGGAAAGUCCAUUAUGGCUAUAGGUGUCCUUCGGGACCACAUCAUCACAUUAGACAACGAAGGAAGCUUACAGAUCCAGCGACGCGACGCGAACGAACAGGACCAAUUUCAGCCGACAUUUGCCGCUCACAACAGUAUUCUUCAAGGCGUGCAAAGCCUUCCUACUAUGUCCGAGCUAGGAUCUUUUUUCACGUGGUCAAAGAACGGGGAGAUCAAGUUCUGGGAUGCGGAGGGGCUUUUGUUGUCUCAGAGGCAGGUUGAUCUCGAAGAAUCGGACGUGCAUGGCGAAGGUUGUGAGAACGAACUCUGCCGAAUACGAUAUUGGCCUGCUGAGGAAUCCUUCCUUGUUGGGGAUCGGUUUGGUGUGCUCAAAAUAGCCAGGAGCCCAGAAUUCCACGUUGUACACACCCUUCGAGCACACGGCUCGGAAAUCACAAGCAUCGCGGUGGCCGAUGAAGGGUCGUUGGUGGCAACCUGCAGCCGUGACCGGAUGGUGCAACUCUUUCGACUUGAUGGUACUGGCUUGGAGCUCCUGCAGACCAUGGAUGAUCAUGUCGGGUCAGUCAAUCAAGUUUUAUUUGGCCAGAUGGGGCAGAGAUUGCUUUCUUGUUCCUCCGACAGGUCCUUGAUUAUUCGUGAGCGCGUUCUGAGGGAACCAGACGAUCACACUGCCGUUGCGUUUCUAUCCACGAGGGUCUUGACACUCAAAAGCACUCCGUUGUCUAUGACGAUUGCGGCCAAUGAUACGCUUCUGGUGGCUAGUAUGGACCGUCGCAUCACAAAAGUUGACUACAGGACGGGUUCAAUGACGGAUGCAUGUAAGCUCGGAAACUCCGAGAGUGAUGAUUCCGUCUUUUUGAAUUCGAUCAUCUGCAGCUCUCUUCCCGAUUCUGCAGAUGUUGCGCAACAACUAAUCAUUGGAUAUUGUUCCAUGGACAAGUCUAUUCGAGUAUACAAUGAGAAAUCCCUCACUCUGCUGGGACGAGAAUCAGGCCAUACGGAGGGCGUGAGUGACGUUGCCUUGCUCCAGGAGUCUGACGAUGGUACCCCUGGUAAUCAGUUGACGAUUGUCACUACGGGAUUGGACGGCACUAUAAUGCUAUGGAAAAUCAGCAAGGCUACGUUUGCAGCUCCAUAUCCUUCGCCAGACCGGCCUCAGGGGCACAGCCUGUCCUCUGAAGGAACGGAGGAUCUACAGGCCAAGCAGAGCCCAGCAUCUCUCCCCCCACUGAGGAAGGUUCUGACGAAAGUGGAUAUUGCGGAAUUGACUAGAGGAAGCUCGAUGUCACCGCCUACGCCUCGUUCGGUGUCGCCAGUCCGCCUGAAAAGGAAGACGUCAAGGCUUGCGCUGUCCACAACAAUGGAGGACGACGAGGAGACACCUAGUAAAGUAGCGGUCAACCCUGUGGCCAGCCAGAACUGUGCUAGUAGUGAAAGAAGGCUGAAUGCGCCACGGUCCCCUUCGCCCGCACCCCGAGUCUCCUCGAGAUUGAAGAAACAGUCAUCUCGCACCAACGUUCUUGGUAGUGUCGACACUAUCGGACUUUCCGGCCCAAGAGAGGCGAAAGAACCCGAAAGGUCACCUUCCCCGUCGAACUUUCCGGUCUCGAUGCCUACGACGCCUAAACAAAGGCAGAAAUCCAACAAUGGUAAAUUACGCCGGCCGCCGUCAGUUCCUGCAGAUCUACACUUACGAUCUCAAGCUCUGGCUCCAGCUCGUCGGCAGAGUCUAAGCCAGGCGUCGACUUCUGAUUUUGGCAGCUUGGGUAUGGCGACCGAGCAGGCCUGUCGGAUGUUGAAAGUGUACAGAAAGAAACUGGCCCAGAGCACUCGAGAGACAGUGGAUCUGGAUCUGGAUGAUCUUGAAGACGAAGUAUGUGGCCUGUUGAAGAUUAUACAGGAGCGGAAAAACAGAACGCGCCCACAACCUGCCGGAAAGCAGGCAUUGUCGCUGAUCGAGAACGAGGCUGGGCAACAAGUGGAGCUACAGAAAAGCCAUCGUCGGGGAAAAGCCAAGGCGGCCACCGAGGGUGAGGUCGACCAUUUGGCUGUUUUGCUGGAGAGAACAGAUCUAGCUGGCUCUUGUUCACUUUCUGGGUCUGAAACUCCCACGACGAUCAGUGACUCGAGAUCAGGGCAUUGA